Molecule: messenger RNA, 2278 nt
Organism: Dermacentor andersoni
Lineage: Eukaryota; Metazoa; Arthropoda; Arachnida; Ixodida; Ixodidae
Product: spartin-like
Biological process (GO): negative regulation of BMP signaling pathway; cell division
Cellular component (GO): plasma membrane
Source: RefSeq, a predicted model, not a curated record
UCACGGAGGCCACGUUUGAAGUCGAGGGCGGCGACGGCGGCUCGGGAAAUGACGCGCAUUUGCUGAUGUUUGCUGCUCACGUGGCGCGCGAUCAGCUGAGAAGUCUAAAAUUUGACCCUAUGUCACCCGGCAUUCUAUUAGCGGAGCUAUCUGAUUUAAUCUGCUCUGUAAAGAGCGUUGUAUAUAUAGCAGUCGGGGGAAGCGCCGAUCAGCCGUACAGCAUACCGAACGCUUAUCAUGGCACAACAGUACGCGGCGCCUAGCAGUGCAGUCGGCGGGCUUCAGGAAACCCUUCGGACCAACCAUGACGAGGCCUUCCUGUACGUGUCCCAAGGCCUCAGCUACGAAGAACAGGGCGAAAACGCCCUUGCCAUCGAGAUGUACUACAAGGGGCUAGAAAAGUUGGCCAAUGGCUUGAACCUGAACUGCGAGCGUCCGGGUUGCAAUGGUCCGGAGUGGGAGAAGGCGCGCACCAUGCAGCGGAAGAUGCAGCACAUCAAGGACGAAGUCGAGUUUCGGCUCAUGGCCAUCGAAGCAGCCGGCGGAGCACCUCUGUACGCCGACAGGCCACCGACCUACGACGAGGCGACGAGUGCGGGUACAGCCCGCCCACCGCGAAGGGAAGCAGAGGAGCUCUUCUGCAUCGAUUCUGGUGUUCAGAUUUUCUAUAUCUCUGGUGGAGGAGGAGUUGAGGCACCACCUGAGCCCACGAAUCUCCAUGUGUACCGGUUGCCGGGCAAACAGGACGCCGUAUUUCCUGAGGAUAAAGCCCCACUUCCGUGGCUACAAGUGGGCACAUGGAUUUACCCUUUGGUUCCAAAGCAGUCCCCGGCCCUGAGGUCAGGCUAUGGAGCCUAUCUUUUUCCCAACAUUGAUGCACCUUUGAAAGAAGCUGGGGCUUUUGUGGGAGUCCUGCUUCCUGCUGACCUGCCAUACGAGAUGAUUUCGCUUUUUGAGUCUCUCAUGGAAGAGCUGACUGCCAUGAAGAUGGAGGCCCUGACAGACCUGAGCGGUCUCCCAGAUUCUGUGAUGAGCCGGUUCCGUCGGUCUGCCUCCUUCAGCCAGCAGGUGUCUGAGAGCAUAGUAGCAGGCUCGGAGGCACUGUCCAAGGGUUUGACCAAGGGUGCCAUGGUGACUGGUGAGGCUCUCAAAAUGGGCACAGCGCGGCUCAAGCAGUACCUCAAGCCAGAAGCCCAGCCGGUGAUGGUGGACCCCAGAGUGAAGCAAGGGCUUGAGAUCCUGCGUACUGUCACGGGCUCGGUGCGCAAUGUCACAGAACGUGUCGCCAACAAGGUGGGUGAGCUGACGGUGACAGUGGCACAGAUGGUGGCCACAAAUGUGUCCUGUGACACUUGCGUGGCUGGCAUACAAGAAGUGCCUUCCACAAGCAUGGACAAAGUGCACGGCGCAAUCACCAUUGCCAAGGGGGGCCUACAAGGUUUGUCCACUGUGUAUGUUGGUUUGGAAAAUGCAGCCAAGAUCUUGGCUACCAGCCUUGCCAAUGAGACAGUUGAGGUUAUUGGCCACAAGUAUGGAACAGAUGCUGCACAAGUGGUGGACAGUGCCAUGGGCUCUGUCACCAAUGUCACUAUGGCCACAACGGCAGUCCGCGGUUUAGGAUUCAAAAGAAUUGCGAAACACACAGCAAAAGAGACCGGAAAAGCAAUUCUUCAGGAAUAUGUGAGCAGCCUUGAGGCGCAAGGAAAUUUUCAUGAGAGUGCAGCCAUACGAAAAAACCUAGAAAUGCAAAAGUCUUAGAAAGUGUUAUUGUUUUGUCACAACUCCCAAGAAGGAAAAAUGAAGCUGUUGCAGAAGUUAUCGCAAUGUUUUGUUUUAGUUAGCGGCGCAGGAAAUUGUCAUUUGGCGUGUAGUUCCUGUUGAGUUCCUUGAGAAGCAUAUAUGAAAUGUCUAUGUAGUGCAUUAGAGUAUUGUUGCACUAUCUUUGCUUGUCGCUGCUAAAGCUUAGCACCUUACACAAUUUGUGACGUGCCUUUUAGUCAUACUUUUGUUGUUGCUUCACUUCUGCCCUUCAGCUCAAACAAAAGGCAUCUCAGGAAGCACAAAGCACUUCAGGGGAUGAACAAAUGGACCUUUAACUCAUCCACUCACUCACCCCUCGGGUAUACUGGUGCUUCCAUAAAAAGAAGUGAUGUGCUUCAAAUAUAGAGUGAUAUGUGUAUAUUGUAUAUGACAAAUACAAAUGUAUAUUUCAAGCGAAAAUGACAGCGCGUGCUGUUGUACAGAUGUAUUUUUUUUUAAUAAACAUUAUUACAACAUG